Penaeus vannamei (Pacific white shrimp) is the source of this 3573-nucleotide messenger RNA. RefSeq names its product roundabout homolog 1. The record is from RefSeq and is a predicted model, not a curated record. Lineage: Eukaryota; Metazoa; Arthropoda; Malacostraca; Decapoda; Penaeidae. Gene Ontology annotation, molecular function: protein binding. Gene Ontology annotation, biological process: cell-cell adhesion.
CGGAGGAGUCAGCUCGUGUGACAGUGCGCGGUGCACCACACAGGUCACGAACGAGCGCCUCAGAGGAAGAACACUUUGCUCAGGACUCUACUCGGCUGUGUUUGUGUAGGAGUUUGUGAGUGUAAGCCUCUCUCGUGAUCUCCCAGUGCGAUUGCCGGAGAGUAUGACUUAAGGUUUGAAGGGAGGAUAUCGCAGAGAAAAAGAAGAUUCCAAGAGGCUGGUUGCGCUCGGUUACAAUGAAGACUAUUCUGCUGGCUUGCAUCUUGGCCGCUGCAGUGGCUAGGCAAGCAGGCCCACCGGUGAUCAAGGAGCACCCGAGCAGCGUGGCGGCGCGGCGCAACGACCCCGCCACCCUCAACUGCGCCGCCUCCGGAGCCAGCCGCAUCCGCUGGUACCGCGACGGCGAGGAGGUGACGACGGCGGCGGAGGACCCACGCUCCCACCGCGUCCUGCUGCCGUCGGGCUCGCUCUUCUUCCUGCGCGUGGCCACCUCCAAGAGGGACAGCGACGCCGGCACCUACUGGUGCGUGGCCUCCAACAGCCACGGCGCCACGCGCUCCCACAACGCCACCCUCACCGUGGCCACGCUCGCCUACGACUUCCAGAGCCAGGCCGACCCCGUGGUGAGGGCGCGCGUCGGGGACUCUGUCGUGCUGCCGUGCCGCCCGCCCAAGGGCUCUCCGCCCCCCGAGGUCACCUGGCUCAGGGACUCCCACGAGGUCACCAACUCCAGUCGGAUCUCCGUGUCUCAGGCGGGCGAUCUCGUCAUCAGUCAGGCCGUCGAGGAGGACUCGGCCUCCUACGUGUGUCGCGCCCGCAACGCCGCGGGCGCCCGGGAGUCCACGCCCACCAAGCUCACCAUCAUGACGCCGCCCUGGUUCGAGGAGCGUCCGGCGAACGUGACCGUCGCGUCGGGCGUGGUGGUGGAGCUGGCGUGCCGCGCCCGAGGCUCGCCCACGCCCACGGUCACCUGGCGGCGUCUCGACGGCAAGAUGCCGCUCGGCCGCGCUAUGAUCGAGGACCAACGGCUGGUGCUGGACCACGUGGCGGCUGCUGACUCCGGCGUGUACGUGUGCGAGGUGGAGAGCGAGGCGGGGAUCGCCGCGGCCCGGGCCACUCUCACCGUGAUCGACGCCCCCGAGUUCGCUCAGCGGCCGCAGGACGUCCAGGUGGUGGCUGGCCAGAGCGCCAGGCUCUCGUGCAAGGUCGAGGGCGACCCCAAGCCCCUCCUGCUGUGGCGCCUUCCCACCCAGGACAGGACAGCUCUGCUCGCCGCGGGCCAGAGCAGCGGCCACGCCUCCGUCGCCGACCAGGGCCAGACUCUCCUGCUCGGCGACGUCACUACACUGGAAACCGGAACCUAUUCCUGCUGGGGCGUCAGUAGAGGUGGGGGCAUCAGUGCUCACUCGGAGGUGGUCGUUGUAAAGGCAUAUCCUCCACCUGUCAUAGGCAUAGGGCCCCAGGACCUAAAGGUGUCUCCCGGUGUGAGCGUCGUGUUUCCUUGCGAGGCAGUGAGCGAGGCAGCCCAAGCGUCCGUUUCGUGGUGGCACCAGCCUGCAGCGUCUCACCCAAUUCGGCAUCUUUCCAAAGGCAGUAAAAGUGGCAGAGUUUCUAUUCUCGUUAACGGUGCACUUGUAAUCAGGGACGUCCGUGUCAGUGAUGCAGGAACUUAUAGGUGCCACGUCAGUGCUGAAACGGGUUCCAUAAAGAGAUCAGCAGUAUUACAAGUAGUAGAAGCAGCCGAAGAAUACCGCCCCUUCCUGCUGCCGGCGCCGCCGUCCAAGCCGCGCCUCAUGGCCGUCAACCAGACCGCUGUGCACCUGAGCUGGCUGCCCAACUCCCAGAUGGGCGGAGGGUCCGACCAGACGUACACGGUGGAGUUCUGGCGCCAGGGCUGGGAGGAGUGGCGGGUGGCGGACGCCCUCAUCUCGCAGGAGUCGUGCGUGGUGGGCGGGCUGACGCCUGGCCACACCUACACCUUCCUGGUCCGUGCCGUCGACUCGCGAGGGGCGUCGUUCCCGAGUCCCUGGUCCGACCCGGUCACGACCCGCUCUCCCCGCGACCCGAGUCUCACGGAGGACGAGGUCCGUCACGUCCGCCGCCGCCUCUCGCGCCCCGCCGUCACGCUCACCGACGCCACAGCCACCGCCCCCGACAGUGUCCUUCUCAGCUGGAAGUUCCUGGCAUUGGCGGACGAGGCCGUCGAGGGCGUGCUGGUUUACGCCAUCAGUGACUCGGGCGUCGUGCAGGUGGUCACUGUGCUUGGUUCAUCGACUUCUCACCCUGUGCACGGUCUACAGGCCAAUACUCCUUACACCUUUUUCCUCGUCCCCUUCUGGCGCAGCGUCGAAGGCACACCAUCUAAUUCAUAUUCACUGCAGACUCCACAAGAUGCACCAUCAGUCGCUCCCACUGACGUACGCGUUACGCCACUCGAGGAAGGAUCUGUACUUAUCACGUGGUCGACGUUGGAGCCGGAAAAAGCCAGAGGAGAGAUCGUUGGUUACCAGGUCAUCAUCAGUCACAACACUACUUAUACGUCAGAAACCGUGGUUAAUCCGUGGUUAGACGCUAUUGGCUUAGUCCCUGGUCAGUUGUACACUAUCCGCGUAUCUGCCGUAACAAAAGCAGGUCCCGGUCCCUUCACCGCGCCCUUGUUGGUGGAUAUUGGACCUUCGCAAGUCGACUCUCAACCACGCGAGGAAAGCGACAUCGCAAGCACCGAUUUUCACGCGCCAGAAAGACCCCAGUGGUUGAUAGUUCUUCAUAUCAUAACACCCAUCGUACUGCUGAUGUCACUAGCAACCCUGUUGUACGUCCGAAAACUAAAUGAUAAGCCGGUGACUUCAACUGCACCGAAGUCUUCCCUGCUGUACCAAGUCCCAGAAUGUCUCUUCUCGUCCCGGCUCCCCGAGUCGGCAAGCACAUACAGCGAGAACAUGAUUUUAGCACCCAGCAAGAGCCAGUUUUCGAGUGCCUCGUCUUCCCCGCUGCUGAGAUACCAUGAGCGCGUGAACGAGUACGCAGAGCCGAGGUUCCAGAAGCCCAACGAGAACACUGAACCCUACGCCACAACGACCUUGUUAGUGCCAGCGUCGCCUUGUCCGAAUCAUCCAAAACACUGGUCCAGGAACACAGAAAAGACGUCCACCAGUACCUACCACUGGUCCGUGUCCCUUCCUUCGUCUCACGCAAGUUCCUUCACGCCACAUAGCAUGGAUUAUCACUGUUCAUCCGUUCGGUAUGAUUUGUAAUGUUAAUACCAGAAUUCGAAUAUUGAAUAGCUCCUAAUUCCUACCAAAGACAGUUGCCUGCGUUCCUAUUACUGAAUUACUAAGUAUUAGCAUUACCGUCGACUAGUCUAGAAUGAUAUGAUUGCAUUAUGUGUAUAUGAAAUUUAUUUGAUGGUGUGCUAAAUGUGGUUCGGCAUUACGUAUAUAUCUUAACGAAGCGUUUGCAUCAACACUGCAUAUCAGGAGCGAAUAUGAUAUUAUGCCAUGUGCCAAAAAUAUGCGUAUUUUAUGUGAAUAAUCUUUAAAAAAUGGUAGUCAUGCUUAUGAUGAUUAUGAUACA